Molecule: messenger RNA, 2044 nt
Organism: Asparagus officinalis (garden asparagus)
Lineage: Eukaryota; Viridiplantae; Streptophyta; Magnoliopsida; Asparagales; Asparagaceae
Product: pentatricopeptide repeat-containing protein At2g01860
Exons: 2
Coding region: 251-1711 (486 amino acids)
Molecular function (GO): protein binding
Source: RefSeq, a predicted model, not a curated record
AUUUCUCCUCUCUUUCUCCAAGUAUCUAUUGAUCGAUGGCCCUCAGAAGCAGCCAUCAUCAAAGAAGUACACUCUUGACCCGGCCCGGCCCGGCCCGGCCCAAAUCCGGGACCAGUUUCCAGUAAAAGCCCACAAAUCCCCGUAAUAUCAUAGCUAACAGCCAAAUCUUUACUCCCCCGCUACUCCCACAUCGCCCAUCGCAUGAAAUCUCUACAAAGCACACAACCUGUUCGGCAAAAUUCCACACUGAAUGAAUCUGCAUUUUCUCUCCAACCUCCACUGCUUUUAUCCGUUCCAACCCAUCAAAGCCAAUUCUAUCGUCGAUACUCAAUCCCCAUUCACAGUCUCGGCCGCCUCCUCUCGCCAGAAACUCCCCAAAAACCUCCGUAGUCCUCGUCGAGCUAAGCUCCCACCUGAACCCAUUCUCUACAGUCCACCCCCGAGAAAACAAGAAGAAGAACAAAACCGAUUGAAACAACCCUCUAAAGAUAAAGAUACCGUCGAAUGGAGCCCUGAUGAGCUUGAGGCAAUCUCAUCGCUCUUCGAGCGAAGAAUGCCUCAGAAAAGACCCAUUAACAACCGACAAGUGAAACCUCGGCCUCUGCCUCUCCCUUUACCUUACAAGACUCGGCCGCCAUUGGUUCCUACUCCGAAACACCACAUUCGGGUUGCUGCUAGGUUGACUCUUGCUACACGAGCAUCAGUCAGCGAUCAAGUGAGAAAGAACCCUGAAGCCCUAAUCGGCAUUGCUAGAGACAUUGGUGCACUUAGUGCGGAGUCUGAUGUAUCUGAGGUUCUUGAUGGGUGGUUGAGAUUUCUACGAAAGGGGUCUUUGUCGAUGACUAUUCGAGAAUUGGGCCACAUGGGCCUCCCUGAUCGAGCCCUUCAGACUUUUCUAUGGGUCCAAAAGCACGGCCCGUUAUUGUUUCCGGAUGAUAGAACACUUGCUUCUACUGUCGAAGUAUUGGCAAGAUAUGGGAAAUUGAAGACUGAAUUUGAAUCGGAGAAGUUUUUGAACUCUGCUAGUAGAAAUGUGAUUGAAUCAAUGGUGAGAGGGUUUAUAAGAGCGAGGAAUUUGAGCUGGGCACGGAAGCUUCUGUUGAUUGCUAAACAAAAUAACAGGACAUUGGAUUCGAGUGUUUAUGUGAAAUUGAUCCUUGAAGCUGCAAAAAAUCCAGAUGGGUAUAAGCUUUCUUCGAUAUUGCUUGACGAGCUUGCAGAAAGAGAAGAGUUAGAUUUGAGGCCACAAGAUUGUACUGCUGUAAUGAAAGUGUGUAUUAAACUCAAAAAGUUUGAAGCGGUUGAGAGUCUCUUCAUUUGGUACAAAAAUUCAGGAAAAGAACUGACAUUGGUGAUGUACACAACUGUAAUUUAUAGCAGAUACUGUGAAGAGAAGUAUAGAGAAGGAUUGGCUUUGGUUUGGGAGAUGGAAGGACUGAACUUGCUAUUGGAUCUUCCAGCUUAUCGGGUUGUGAUAAGGUUGUGUGUUGCUCUGAAUGAUCUUGAGAGGGCUGCUAGGUAUUUCUCGAGGUUGAAGGAGGCUGGUUUUGUGCCUAGUUAUGAUAUAUAUCGAGACAUGAUUCAUGCUUAUGGAGUUUCGAGGAGGUUGGCAAAGUGUAGAGAGAUUAGCAAGGAAGUGGAGAUGGCAGGGCUGAGGUUGGAUAAAGAAACAGUUGCUCUUCUUUUAGAGAUAGAAGCAGCAGAAGUUUAAGUUUAGGGUUAACGGCGGCUGGUGUGUCCCUACACAGUGCUGACUGGUGAGACGCGACACAUUCAAAUAUAUUCCGAUGAUCGCUGAUGGCUGAAUGUGUACCGCACCAGCGAACUCAUUGGCAAAACACUACAGAGGGACGCACGGUAGCGGAAUACAGACGGAUCAUCAAAGACGGAAGCCUUCCGUCUUUGGUGUGUACAUUGCAGACGGAUCCUAUACUAACCCUGUUACUCUAUCGUAACGACAACCGUAGGUAUCCUCAGGUAUCACGACACGACACGCUGUAAUAUAUUCAUGAUUACCGAAACGGAUAUAUAUAUAUAUAUAUAU